GGGAUAUCAGCCAGUUCCGCAGGCGACGGGAAUCACUGCUGUGCUUAUCCAUCCUUAUUCUCCCAUAACAGACAAUUUGUAGGGGACAGAUAGACAGCCAGCACCGCCACUGGACACCCGGAUGGCUGCCAUCUGGGGCAACGGCCGCCCAGGAGGCGGGGAUCAAUUCCCCCUCGAGCAAUGGUUUUUUGAGAUGCCAGUCUGCACGCGAUGGUGGACGACUGCCACUCUAGCCACCUCUGUCUUGGUUCAGUGCGGUGUCGUUUCUCCGUUCCAGCUCUUCUACAGCUUCCGCUCUGUGUUUGUCAAGUCCCAGUACUGGAGGCUCAUUACAACAUUCUUCUACUUCGGGCCUCUAAACCUAGACCUCCUCUUCCGCGUCUUCUUCCUCCAAAGAUACUCGCGCCUCAUAGAAGAAGCGGCCGGUACCACCCCAGCCAAUUUUUCCUGGCUGCUCCUAUACGCCACUUCCUUCCUCCUUGUUCUAUCCCCGCUGGUGUCGCUCCCAUUUCUAGGCUCGGCCCUCUCCGCAAGUCUAGUGUACAUAUGGAGCCGACGGAAUCCAGAGAUGAGACUCCAUUUGCUAGGCCUACUGGCUAUUUCGGCGCCAUACCUUCCAUGGGUCCUGAUAGCAUUUAGCCUUGUCAUGCAUGGGGUCAUUCCAAAAGACGAAAUCUGCGGCGUCAUUGUGGGCCACAUCUGGUAUUUCUUCUCGGAUGUCUACCCUUCCCUGCAUGGUGGACACAGGCCACUCGAUCCACCUGCUUGGUGGAGACGAUUGUUCGAAGGAAGAUGACCGGAAAGAACAUCCACGGCCUUUUUUUUUUUUCUUUUUUCUUUUUUUGAUAUCGGAUAUCGAUAAUGAUAAUGAUACUGCCUGCCCCACAGAGGCUACAUAUGAAUUGAAAAUUGCCUCCUCUUCCACACACGGCGGAGCGAAGACUUCGUGGUCGAUGAUCACUCUUAAGAUACAGCAGUAUUCUACAGGUCCAGUACCCGGCGAUUACCACAUGGGAAUAUCGCCACCGCGUCAGAACUCACCAAAUAAGUUAUUCCACACCCAAUAUCAUGGCAUUAGCGCGGGAUGGAAGAUCAAGUUCGCUCAAUUCUAACCUACUGGAGAAGGGUAGCAAGGAAGCAAAACCCAGGAGUAAUUAUAUAAUGUAUAUUUUUACUGUUCCUUUUCACUGUCCCGUUUCUAUCACCAGAUUUAAUUUAAAAUUUUGUGAUGUCCUCCACUAGAUUUUCUAAGGUUUCUUGGUUUCUUGUUUUUUUUAAAAAUCAUUCUUGGGCGAUUACAUUGG
This is a messenger RNA of Histoplasma capsulatum G186AR, 1304 nucleotides long. Its product is annotated as derlin. Lineage: Eukaryota; Fungi; Ascomycota; Eurotiomycetes; Onygenales; Ajellomycetaceae. The transcript has 2 exons. The record is from RefSeq and is a predicted model, not a curated record. Gene Ontology annotation, biological process: endoplasmic reticulum unfolded protein response. Gene Ontology annotation, molecular function: misfolded protein binding; ubiquitin-specific protease binding. Gene Ontology annotation, cellular component: Hrd1p ubiquitin ligase ERAD-L complex; endoplasmic reticulum membrane. Bases 122 to 796 code for a protein of 224 amino acids.